Triplophysa rosa is the source of this 1485-nucleotide messenger RNA. RefSeq lists its product as uncharacterized. NCBI's taxonomy places the organism in Eukaryota, Metazoa, Chordata, Actinopteri, Cypriniformes, Nemacheilidae. Bases 1 to 1485 code for a protein of 494 amino acids. The record is from RefSeq and is a predicted model, not a curated record. The transcript is spliced from 7 exons.
AUGGCGGGUGCGACCCUGUGUGAGGAAAUAGAUGUGCGGGGUGAGAACCGUUACACGUUUGCUAAACAGCAAAGCAUCGAGGAUGGUUUCUUUCGAGGUAAGAACAAAUUUCCAUUCGAUGUACCAUAUACUUGUCUUGGAGCAUCCUCUGCUCAGUCAUUCCUGCAACACACUAAAUUCGCGGAGCCUCAACCACCGGUGACCAUGCAUGACAUCUGCUCUGCGGUUUCCAAAAAGGCUCGCGAAACAGUCAAGAGAACCCUUAAGGAAAAGCACAUUUCCCAGACUGAAAUGUGUGAUCGGGUUCAGUGGACGAUCGAGUGGUUGAAAAUGGUCUGCAUCACCGUGGUCCUUCCUGCUCUCUUCGUCUGCCUGAAAGAGGAGCAGAUGACUAAGAUAAUCAAAGGAAUAUCAACUGAAUUGACCAACGACCAACCGCAGAAGUCCACUAAGGUGGCAAGCCUGAUUGGAGAGUGCAUUUUUGUUACCAUGAUGCAAUGCCUGCGUAACAAAAUGUCCUACUUCAUGUCAGAAGCCAAAUGCUCUCUGGAAAACGUGAUGACUUCAGAACACAGCAUAGAGAUGAUUCUUAUGUUUAAGAAGGAUUUGAUCAACUGCGUCUACCUGGAACUUCUCGCUAAUGGCAUGGGCAAGAAUUUUCCUGUCGACGAUAUGGAAAACAACUCGCAGGCCCGACCUUUCAAAUUACGCUGGGAAUUUUUCAUGUCUGUGCUUCAUUACUUCUGUCAGUGGGCAUCAUGGCAUCACAUGGAGUCGUUCCUGGAGUUGCCACACACCCUUCAAGAUGAUUUAGGAGGCUCUAUGACGAAAGCGGAGAGGACAACUUUGAAUGUCCUCACCAAAAAAUUGACCGACACCGUUACCGACAUGAUAGGCGAAGCCACCGAACAUCCAUUCUGGGUGGCUGAGAUGAUGAAACAAGGUUCGGCAUCACUUACUAAUGAUGCUGACGUUGAGUCCAGUUGCUCUGAGGAGACUCCAGAUUCUGAGGUGUUCAGCCCAAGUACUAAAACCGAGACAACAGGUGGACCGGUACCAUAUAAUCCUCGUGGAGCAUCCACUGCCCAGUCAUUCAUGAAACACAAUAGAUUCACAGAGCCUCAGCCACCGGUGACCAUGGAUGACAUCUGCUCUGUGGUCCCCAAAAAGGCUUACAAAAGAAUCAAAACAUCCCUUAAAGAAAAGCACAUUUCCAAGACCGAAAUGUGUGAUAGGGUUCAGUGGACGAUAGAGUGGCUAAAAAUGGUCUGCAUCAAUAUCGUCCUACCUGCUGUCUUUGUCUGCCUGAAAGAAGAGCGCAUGACUAAGAACGCCAAAGGAGGACAGAUCUUCUACAAGUCCACUAAGGAGGCAAGCCUGAUUGGAGAGAGCAUUUUUGUCUCCGUGAUGCGGUGCUUGCGAAACAAAAUUUCCUCCAUCUUACCGGAAGCCAAAUGCUCUCUCCAAUCAGGCUUGCCUCCUUAG